GGAUUUGAAAUAUAAGUGUGUAUAUGCAGGCUAAACAUAUAACUGACUGGUAUGAGGUUACACACUCAUAUUGUUGAGCUUGCUCAGGUAGACUUUAUUCAGUGAGCUGCAUUUACGUGUAGAGAUAUUUGUCUUCUCCCUCAUCUUGUGAUCCAAAGGCUGAGCAAAUGUCUCGUCAAAUCGUUCUCAUGACUGGCUGCUCAGCGGGUAUUGGUCUUGCCACAGCUAAACGACUCUCAUUGGACCCCGAUCAGCGAUACAUCGUCAUCGCUACCAUUAUCGCGAUGUCGGAGAAGAACGAUUUGGUAACUGCUGUAGGGGACGCUCUCAACAAAACAAUUUUUAUUGAGGAAUUAGACGUGACGAGGGAUACUGACAUCACAACUGUAGUUGAGAGAACCCUCAAAGAAUACGGGAGAAUAGAUAUCCUUCUCAAUAUUGCCGGUAUCUGCUCCGUCAAUAUUCCCGAGCGGGUACAGAGGGACAUGAUGGAGAAGAUGUUCAACGUGAAUGUGUUUGGUGCGAUUAGACUCACUCAGGCAGUCUUACCUCAGAUGAAACGAAGAAAGGCGGGAAAGAUCAUAGUCAUGUCAAGUAUAGCAGGAAGGACAGCAUGGCCUUAUUUUGAAAUAUACAGCUCGAACAAAUUCGCAUUGGAAGGAUACUUUGAAGCCCUUGCUGUUGGUCUACGUGCAUUUAAUAUCAGAGUUUGUCUCGUCGAGCCCGGAGGAGUUAAAACUCAUCUACUGAGAGAAUCGGUAAAAAGCGUCGAACAUUUACUCCAAGAUGGCUCCAUCGAAGAAAGCGAUCGGCGUCAGCUCGAAGGAAUGAUGGGUAUAAUCGGCGAAGAUCAGGGCCCCACCAAAGUCACGUCUGAUACUGUCGCCGAGGCCAUAAUGACAAGGUGUCUUGACCCUGAGAAACCGGCGUUGAGGCAUUUCCUUGCUGAUGAGUUUUACGAGAACGUACAAGCGGGGCUGGCAGAUAUGACUGGAGAAAAGGCUGUCGCAAGUUCGCAGAAAAUGUUCUGAUUUCUGCACAUCCACACUGCUAGAGAAUUUUAACAGAAGUUCCUGAUAAAACAGAGUUCCGAACGCACUUGUAAUCUUACUGUACUCUGUAAUCUUACAUUCAAUGCUAUAUAUUAGAAAAUUGGUAUUUGUUGUACCGAAACUUAUACAAAUUUCCUGUAAUGAAAGUUCUUUUUGCCUUUUUUAAGACCUGAAUUGCAGGAAAUGUCCUAUUUUAACAAGAAUUCUGUUCAGUUCCUUUUUCUUCUGUUCUUUAAAAUACCUUCUGUUAAAUCAUCUUUUUUAUACAGUGUAGUAUAUGGGGAGAAUAAAUAAUACCCUUUUUUAAAGGUGGACCGAGAAAGUUCCCUAUAAGUUUACUCGACCAGUUUUCAUCGCACGUCGACAUCAACCUUCGGUUGUAAAGGUCAAGUCCACCUUAGAAAAAUGCUGACUUGAAUAAAUAGAGAAAAAUCAAACUACCACGAGGCUGAAAACUUCAUCCGAAUCGAAUAUACAGUGCGUAUCAAAAAAAAAGUUUACACUUAGAAAAAACCCUGUAAAAUUAUAUAUUUGAAAUAUC
This is a messenger RNA of Lytechinus variegatus (green sea urchin), 1593 nucleotides long. Its product is annotated as retinol dehydrogenase 8-like. The transcript has 5 exons. NCBI's taxonomy places the organism in Eukaryota, Metazoa, Echinodermata, Echinoidea, Temnopleuroida, Toxopneustidae. The record is from RefSeq and is a predicted model, not a curated record. The coding region runs from base 168 to 1031 and encodes 287 amino acids.